Mya arenaria is the source of this 894-nucleotide messenger RNA. RefSeq lists its product as uncharacterized. The coding region runs from base 1 to 894 and encodes 297 amino acids. The transcript is spliced from 3 exons. The record is from RefSeq and is a predicted model, not a curated record. Lineage: Eukaryota; Metazoa; Mollusca; Bivalvia; Myida; Myidae. Gene Ontology annotation, molecular function: nucleic acid binding.
AUGUUUCUUAUGAUAAUAUUCAGCACAGCCUUACGCAGCAAGCGCUCAGAACUCAUUUUCAGCACAUCGCUUAUCCUGCAGGACAAAGCGUCACCCCACAAAAGUAAAAUUGUAAAGGAGCUACUGGAGGGAUACGGCUGGGAGGUGCUUGAUCAUCUUCCGUACUCGCCAGAUCUUUCAGUCCCUGAUUUCGAUAUGUUUCCAAAAUUGAAAGAACCACUUCGAGGAAUCCGUUAUGAUAGUUUAGAUGAACUAGAGUGUGCCGUGAACGGGCUACGUGUUCAAACAUCGGCCAUCAGCGAUCUAAAGGAGCAGAUAAAAAAAGCUCAAUCAACAGAAGAUGGUUCAGCUUAUACUAGGUGGGGUAAAUCUUCAUGUCCUGGUAACGGCACAGAGACUAUAUAUACUGAACUUGUUGCGGGGGCACACUAUACACACAAAGGUGGAGCUGCCAACUACCUGUGUUUAACACAGCAACCAUCUUGGAACAAGUAUAACGACGAAGAACAAGCCGGCGGACUUGUCUACGGCGCUGAAUACGAAAUUAAUUUUCGAAGCCGACAGCAUUUCUUUGGUCGUGAAAUAACUGAUGAGGAUCCACCCUGUGCUGUUUGCCGAACUGAACGGCCAACCGUAAUAAUGAUUCCUGGCAGUCGACAAUGCCUCGAUGGCUGGACAAUGGAAUACCAUGGCUACUUAAGCAGUGGGUUUUACGGUCAUGAUGCAGCUUCCGAAUAUGUGUGUCUAGAUGUCGAUCCGGAAGCAAUUUUGGGCGGAACAUCUGAUAAUGAUGGCAAGCUGUUCUACCUGACGGAAGUCCGAUGCGGUGCCUCCUCGCUUUGUCCGCCUUAUGUGAACGGUCGAGAGCUUACGUGUGUUGUGUGCUCCAAAUAA